Platichthys flesus (European flounder) is the source of this 1196-nucleotide messenger RNA. It is a transcript of the gene cryaa, whose product is annotated as crystallin, alpha A. NCBI's taxonomy places the organism in Eukaryota, Metazoa, Chordata, Actinopteri, Pleuronectiformes, Pleuronectidae. Gene Ontology annotation, biological process: response to heat; protein refolding; lens development in camera-type eye. Gene Ontology annotation, molecular function: protein folding chaperone; structural constituent of eye lens. The record is from RefSeq and is a predicted model, not a curated record. The transcript has 3 exons. The coding region runs from base 180 to 713 and encodes 177 amino acids.
CCGUGGAGCAGAGGACAACGCACCCUGGGGACACACACUUGACUCGUUGCCUUUUCGUCAGCAUCCUGCUCGCUCUAUCUCUCCUCACCUCCCUUCCCUUCACCUGCUGGACCCCGAACCGAGCGAGUACGACAACCCGAGCCGAGUCGAGCCAGAUCCAACUGUCUCCUGCAGUCACUAUGGAUAUUGCCAUCCAGCACCCCUGGUUCAGACGUGCCCUGGGCUCGGUCUACCCUGCCCGACUCUUUGACCAGUUUUUCGGAGAGGGCAUGUUUGACUACGACAUCUUUCCCUACACCACCUCCACCAUCAGCCCCUACUACAGACAGACACUGUUCCGCAACUUUUUGGAUUCUUCUACCUCCUCCGGCUUGUCUGAGGUGAGGUCUGACAGGGAUAAGUUCUUAGUCUACCUGGACGUCAAGCACUUCUCUCCUGAUGAGCUCAAUGUGAAGGUCACUGACGACUACGUGGAGAUCCAGGGCAGGCAUGGAGAAAGACAGGACGACCACGGUUACAUCUCUCGCGAGUUUCACCGCCGCUACCGCCUCCCCUCCAGCGUCGACCAAUCUGGGAUCUCCUGCUCCCUGACAACUGACGGUCUGCUUACUCUGACCGGGCCAAAGGUUGGCGGGGGGAGUGAAUCCGGCCGCAUCGAGCGCAACAUCCCCGUCACCCGUGACGAAAAGCCCAACGCCGCUCCAUCCUCUUAAGAGGCCCUGUGGUUGACCAUAAGUCGGCGACCUGCGUCUGCUCGCAAUUCUUCCUCUCUGUUUCCGAGUCCUCCUCGCUUCACUUUCUCCUCUCUAGAUUCUGCUUAGCUCCCUCUUACAGUUUGAGUAGCAUUCUAGUUUAACAAACCUCUGCCUGUGAGGGUGGGUCCGGAGGGGCGGCUGGAGUGUUUCAAGGAGAAGAGUCAUCCAAGGGACGAGAUGUUCACAUGACCUGGCGCUUCAUUCUGCUGAUUGUUGUUGAUUUGUUUCAGAGUGGUGCCUCUAAUGGUGCAGAGUUGAGCUUGGAGGUAAAUGUUAAACACCCCCGGCCCCAGGUCUGGCUGCUGCCUUUCUUCUUCUUCUCUCGUCUUGAAUAUGUUCUGGUACUGUAGUCGAAGGCCUUGUUCAGUGGAGACCUGCUCGUUACUGAGAAGUCCAUACUAAAGAAACAUAUAAUAAAGCUGUACAAUUAACAAAAGGCAA